Molecule: messenger RNA, 7350 nt
Organism: Neolamprologus brichardi
Lineage: Eukaryota; Metazoa; Chordata; Actinopteri; Cichliformes; Cichlidae
Source: RefSeq, a predicted model, not a curated record
CUGAAUGAACCUCCUCGUACAGUCAGCACAGCUCAGCGGCUCUCUGUUUAUCCAGCCCGCUGUGAUUUCGCUCCCAUAUUCCCGCUGACAGCCACACGGGAUUAUUAUUUCCGAGCAGCGACUGAUUCUCCGCAACGCGUCUGCAAGAUGAUGCCCCCUAGAUAGCAGCCUCGUCCUCCGCUCCACUCCCCCUCCCUGCCCCUUGGCCCCUUCCUCUAUCUUCCUGGACCUGCACCGCCACUGCCACCUGUGUUACCACAGCCAUCAUGCCCCCCAGGAAGAGGACACGACAGGGCCUGGGUUUCCUGUGCUGCUUUGGCAGCAGCGAGCCCCCGGAGAUCAACCUGAAGGACACCGUGCCACUGCAGCUGCUGGAGUUCAGUGCGCCCAUGCCGCCUGCUGAGGAGCUGCAUGCGCGUUUCUCCGAACUGGUGGAUGAGCUGGAUUUGACAGACAAGAACCGGGAGGCCAUGUUUGCUCUGCCCGAUGAGAAGAAAUGGCAGAUCUACUGCAGCAAGAAGAAGGAGCAAGAGGACCCCAACAAGCUGGCCACCAGCUGGCCCGACUACUACAUCGACCGCAUUAACUCCAUGGCGGCUAUGCAGACUUUGUUUGCCUUUGACGAGGAGGAAAUGGAAAUGAGGAACAAGGUGGUGGAAGAUCUGAAGACGGCACUUCGGACUCAGCCGAUGAGGUUUGUUACGCGUUUCAUCGAGUUGGACGGCCUCACCUGCCUCCUCAACUUCCUGCGCAGCAUGGACUACGAGACGUCGGAGAGCCGCGUCCACACCUCCGUCAUCGGGUGCAUCAAGGCACUGAUGAACAACUCGCAGGGCCGUGCGCAUGUCCUGGCCCACCCGCAGAGCAUCAAUACCAUCUCACAGAGCCUCCGGACAGAUAACUUCAAGACCAAAGUGGCAGUACUGGAGAUUCUUGGGGCGGUGUGCCUGGUGCCAGAUGGACACAAGAAGGUGCUUCAAGCCAUGGCACAUUACCAGAAAUAUGCUGCUGAGAGGACUCGCUUCCAGACGCUGCUGAAUGAGCUGGACAAAAGUACAGGACGCUACAGAGACGAGGUCAACUUAAAGACCGCCAUCAUGUCUUUCAUUAACGCCGUGCUCAACGCUGGGGCUGGAGAGGACAACCUGGAGUUUCGCCUCCAUCUAAGGUACGAGUUCCUGAUGUUGGGCAUACAGCCGGUCAUCGAAAAGCUCAGAGAGCACGAAAACGCCACUUUGGAUAGUGUUCAUCUUUUUAUAUUGAAUAAGCGUAGUGGUGGCACCCUGCAGCACUGGCAGCUCUUAGACCGGAUCCUCCAGCAGAUCGUCAUGCAGGACGACAAGGGAGAGGACCCUGAUAUCUCCCCUCUGGACAACUUCAAUGUAAAGAACAUCAUUCGCAUGUUGGUCAAUGAAAAUGAGGUGAAACAAUGGCGAGAACAAGCAGAGAAAUUCAGAAAAGAGCAUGCAGAGCUGCUAGCUAAACUGGAGCGGAAAGAGCGGGAGUGUGAGACCAAAACGCAGGAAAAAGAGGACAUGAUGAAGACUUUGAACAAGAUGAAGGAUAAACUACAGCGUGAAGGUGUGGAGCUGCGCUCGGCCCGGGAGCAAGUGCUGGACCUGUCGUCGCGCAUCAAUGACAUCUCUGGCGGAAAUGUAUCCUUCCCACCUCCCCCUCCUCCUCCUGGCGGCCCUAUGCCUCCGCCUCCACUACCUAUGACAUGCGGCUUUCCUCCACCCCCACCUCCUCUACCAUUCAGUUGCCCGCCUCCCCCACCUCCACCUCCUCCACCUGGGGCACCACCUCCUCCACCAGGAGCCCCACCUAUUUUUGGAGCUCCGCCUCCUCCCAUUCCCUCAUCGUUUAACUCGAUGAGCAGCAUGCACUCCAAGUCCAUCCCUCAGCCUUCACAUCCUUUGAAGUCUUUCAACUGGGCCAAACUAGGAGAGAACAUGAUCAAUGGCACCAUCUGGAGCGACAUCGAUGAUCUGAGAGCUUUCAAGAUCCUCGACCUGAAAGACAUAGAGAAGAUGUUUUCAGCAUAUCAGAGACAACAGGACCUGCUCACUAACCAAUCCUUCAAACAGAAAGAGACUGGCUCGAUGGAUGACAUAUACGUCAGCACGCGGAAGGUCAAAGAGCUGUCAGUCAUUGAUGGCAGACGUGCACAGAAUUGUGUCAUCCUGCUUUCAAAAUUAAAAAUGAGCAAUGAAGAAAUCAAGAGGGCAAUCCUGGAGAUGGAUGAGAGAGAAGAGCUUGCUAAAGAUAUGCUGGAGCAGCUUUUGAAGUUUGUCCCAGAGAAAAGUGAUAUCGACCUGUUGGAGGAGCACAAACAUGAGCUGGAGAGGAUGGCCCGGGCUGAUCGCUUCCUCUUUGAGAUGAGCAGAAUUGACCAUUACCAGCAGAGACUGCAGGCUCUGUUCUUUAAGAAGAAGUUUGCAGAGCGUCUUGCUGAAACAAAGCCUAAGGUUGAAGCCAUCCUGAACGCGUCCAAGGAGGUGGUCCGGAGCAAACGUUUGACUCAGGUCCUGGAGGUGGUGCUGGCCUUCGGCAACUUCAUGAACAAAGGCCAGAGAGGCAACGCCUUCGGGUUUAAGAUCUCCAGCCUCAACAAGAUCGCUGACACCAAGUCCAGCAUAGACAGGAACAUAACCAUGUUGCACUACUUGAUCAUGAUCUUUGAGAAGAACUAUCCGGACACGCUUCACAUCCAGCAGGACAUCGGCAGCGUACCAGAAGCUGCCAAAGUCAACUUGUCAGAGUUGGAAAAAGAAGUGCAUAGUAUCAGAAGUGGACUGAAGGCACUGGAGGCGGAGCUGCACUACCAGCAGAGCAGGACGAGGGAACGAGGGGAUAAGUUUGUGGCCGUGAUUGGUGACUUCAUCACGGUGGCUGGCUUCAGCUUCUCUGAAUUGGAGGACCAGCUGAGUGAAGCCAAGGACAAGUUUGCCAAAUCUCUGAAGCACUUUGGGGAGGAAGAAGGGAGAAUGCAGCCGGAUGAGUUUUUCGGGAUCUUCGACACCUUCUUGCAGUCGUUCACCGAAGCACGACAGGACCUCGAGAACAUGCAGCGACGCAAGGAUGAGGAGGAGCGGAGGGCCCGGAUGGAGGCGAUGCUUAAGGAUCAACGGGAGCGGGAACGACGGGCCAAAAAGAGCGGCACCACGGAAGAAGUCGGCGGGGAGUUUGACGACCUGGUUUCAGCUUUGCGCUCCGGCGAAGUCUUCGACAAAGACCUGAACAAGUUCAAGCGAAAUCGCAAACGCUCUGUCAAUCAGCUGGCAGAGGGUGGCGGCCGGGAAAGAACCGUCACCAAGGUUAACUACUAGGUCAGGGAACAGGAAGAAAAAAAAACCCACCUUAAAUCUGCCAUUGCGUUGAGCUUUUAACACCUUUAGUCCAGGUUGUGGGACAGUGACCGCUGACAUUGGAGAGGAUGUAAAUAACGGCUGGAUUGGACUUGCAAGAACGGCCGAGCCGUGUUGAAGGAUGCAGCGCUCUCCUCUGAUUGGUCUUGUAAAGCUAUUUCCACUCCGUCUGUUCUGGAUGUUACCAGGAUGGACAAGUGGACACACCACUGUGACACAUUAGCCCAUGUCAUUUGACCAUAUCCUUUAACACUGUGCUCAAGGCUCUCACUUUCUAUCACCCCAGUCUUUUUCACUUUUCUCCCCCAUUCACACAUCCUCUGCAAGCUCUCCGGUGCUGAAAAAGCCCCGUCAUUUAACUACUGGGCUUUAAAGCACACAGAACAUUGGGAUCGGACAGUCACAUUGUAUAUAGUCACGAGGCAAAGACAAAGGAUUGGUAAAAGGACUAUGAAGCGUCUCCAGGCAGAUUUGGGAAAAAAGAAGCUGAAGGGAACUAAACAAUAACCUCGACCAUCAGGUGUUCCCCAGAAAAGAGACUUCUCAACCACAGAAAGUCAAGGACUCGACACGUCCCAGAAUGAUUUGUAGGCUUCUGAAAGAGUGAAGAAGGAUCCAGAUUCAUACCAACAUUCUCCGGGAAGGACGUGUCUAUCCCGAUGUGCUCAGCUCUUCUCAAGGAAACUUCUCAGCCUGAUCCACCUGAUUUAAAACAUGACUGUGCCACAUGGGUCAGGCCUCCCCUUCACUCUGACCAACAUCGUUCUGGCAUUAACAGUGCCAAAGGAAAGAGAAAACUAAUGUAAAUGUAUUAAUACAAAACAUACUGCAAUUAGGCAUUGAUAUAUAUUUAUAUUUAGAUGCAGACAAGCUAAUUGCAAAGAGGUCUUUUUUUAUGUUUUGGGAUUUUUGUACACGCAAUGCAUUAUUUGUUGGUGUUGCAAGUUGGCGUUGAAGUGAAUUUCUAUACAUUUUGCGCUUUAUGUAAAAAAAAGAAAAAAAAAAAGAGGUAAUCGCUCACACUUUUCACAUCUGUACGUCUUGUUUGCGCUGCAGCUUUUUUUGUAAACUUUACACUCAGAAGUCCACAAGCCAAUGACAGCGUCCUGUAUGUUGUCAGAUUAUCUGUAACUAACAUAAUGAAGGAAUGCCAUGAAAUUAAUUUAAAGGCACAAGCUGCAGUUUCUUUACUGCAGUAAGGUUAAAUUCUCACUCUAUUCAGUAUCUCUCUCUGCUUUCUUUUUUAAUUUUCAGCUUUUUCCGUGGUAGAGUCACAUCGCACCAUGUGAUGAAUCUCUCAUUGUCAUGUCAGGGUACAACAAAACACUUAAAGAGGGUAGGUGGGACACACACAGGAAAAAAACAUCAGCGCACGUCAUAGAAAAGAAUUUGUACUUUCAUCUUUUUCUCCAGCUUGUCAAUCAAGUCAGUCAAAUCAAGCCCACAAAGGGAAGCCAACCUCCUUUUUAUAAGGUAUUUGAAGUAUUCAGAGCAGUAGGAGUGAGGCUGUAGUGUAAUCAGUAUUAACAUCUGAUUCUUUUUGAAAACAAAAAUAUAUAUAGCAGUGCACAUAGACUGUAUUAAAAGAUGGAUGUAGCAUCUAUGAUGUCACUCAUUGGUUUUUGAAGUCCCAUUAUAAAGCCAUCUUGUUCUUUUGCUUGUUUUUUGUUUUUCCAUUUUGUUUUGUUCUUUUAGGGGUUUUUUUUUGUUUUGUUUUGUUUUUUACUUUUUGGACCAGAAGUGACCAUAUUUGGAUGAGAAGGUGGAGUGCUAAUUUUUUUAGCUAACAUUUGCUUUAAUUAGCAGUUAUCUGUGUCUGCUAAGUAACAUUCAGAGGAAGUACUAGAAUUUAACUAGUUGUGAAAACUGGAGCACAGAUAGUCUGUAUGCGUUUAACCAGACACCAAUCAAUGUCUCUAGUUUCCGGAGAUGAAGCCUGCAAGACAUCUGUCAGUAAAAGAGGCCACGGACCUGAUAGUAAUUAUAUGUUUAACUUUAAUAAUGUUUAAAUGGGGGAGUUACACAAACAAAAUUGUUAUAAAGUAGGAAAGUGGCUAAAAAGACCAAAACUAUGUUUAUUUUUGCUUUAAGCUGGUCAUUUUAACAUGGGAGUCUUAUGGAGAUUGACUCACUUUUGGAGCUAGCCUCCAGUGGCCAUUAAAGGAAUUGCAGUUUUGGGCACCGCGUUGGUUUGGUUUUGGCUUCAGCUUCGCUGCAGAAUGUGUUCACACAGAGACGGCUCUAAUCGUAGGGUGUAAAGUCAACAUCAAGCAUACAUUUACUUGUUAACCAUCACAUUCAUUCAGAGUCAGAAGAGAGGUCUCGACCCACCAUGUUUGUAUUUCUAACAGCGACUUCCCCAGUUUGUCCUUUCUGGAGUUUUUCUGUUCUUUGUUGUGUAAAUGUUCAGUUUUAAGUGCCUCUCAUCCUGUUUUCACAUUUGUAUUUUUGGCUUCCAAAGCAAACUUACAGAAUUUGGUAGGGAUAUGGCGCCAUCUUGUGGCCGAUUAUAAUGCACUUCACUGACCUCACAACCUGUCAAAAACCGGUUUGGGGUUAUGUGUUACCUGUGCACAGCUAAACUCACUCACUUCCUUUUAUAUGAGUUCUUCCACACUUUUAGUUCAUUUUCUUCAUUUCCCCUCUGAAGCAGAGAGAAGCUGCCGUGAGGUUAAAAAAACAUAACGUGAGACAGAAAUUGUAUCCCAGAGAUUAACUAGUGAACCAAAAUCACUUAAAACUUUCAGACACUUUUAAAAUUUAAAAAGAGGAAAUUACUUGAUUUUCUCUCAAUAAACCAGCAUCUUGUGUAUAUUUUAGUCCUUUUGUUUUCUAGCGUCUGAUCCUUUUUGAGUUAUACUUCAUCAGAUUCUUUAAACCCUUCAUUCAGAGCUUUAACCCGUGUUGUAGUGCAGACUAUUUCCUGAGGGGUAUUGUCAGUAUUAAAACCUUUGUGUUGCUACAUGGUUGGAUGUCUAUUUGGCCAUUGACUGGCUGAUGAAUUUUUUUUUGUUUUGUUUUGAGUGUAAAGAUGGAAAUAAGUAGCUUGUUUCAAUGCACUUUGAUGAUGGGACAUUUCCAUUUGCAGCGAGGGCUGAGGUCCCUCAAGAAACUAGAAGGGUGCAACAAAAGUGUGGUGCAAAAUAAAAAUAAAAAAUUUAAAAGAAGAAGAAAUUAAAGAUGGUGUUUAUAGGAAAGGGAGGAAAGUGAGGCUGAGUACUCCGGCUGGGCCGCUUGGAACACUUUAAGAGUCUGUUGAAUGGCAGAGAUGGGAUUUGUGGGGAAACUAAGAGGCGACUGUGGUACAGAGCAGGUCCUGUCUCCUGGUUUGGUGAGUCUGGAGGAAAAACAUUUAAAAAGAGGGAUUGGGGGGCGGUUGUGGGUGGGGUAUUUUAUGUCAAUACCACAUUUCUGUCAUUACAUGGCGUUGAGCUGCAUGCCUAAAGAUGGGUGCACAAAGUGUGAAUUGUUUCUCCUUUCGUAGAAAACUGCUUGCAAACUGAAACACACCUGUUAAACCACAGCCUGUACUGCCUGAGAAAAGUUGCACCCGUUCUUCGAGCUUGUAUAAUUGUGAGGAGUCAGUAUUUUCAUGUUUGGAAGAAAAAGAAAAACGUAUCCUCCACCUGAAAGAUAUACAGUUGGAGAAAUAAAAAAAAAAGAAGCAUUUUGUACACGUUUGUUGAUGUUUGAGUUAAGAUUAAAAAAAAGAUGAAAACAUGAGGAAUGUUCCAUUUUCCUGUAAAUUGUACCUCUAUUUAUUUGCCUUAUUUAGUUUGCUAUAUUUUGUAUGUACACAACGCAUUACGACAAAUGUUAUAUUAAAAAUCAGAAUCAUUAAACUGUGGUCCGUGUAUGAUGGAUAGUUCUGACACUUGUAUGAGAACGAGAAGCUUUUCUUUUGGUUUGUUUUUCAUUUUUUUUGGUUUUUUUUCUCUCACCCUGUGUCUUUUGUAGGGUUACAAUAAACUUUUGUCCCUUA